This is a messenger RNA of Anneissia japonica, 4085 nucleotides long. RefSeq lists its product as uncharacterized. The record is from RefSeq and is a predicted model, not a curated record. NCBI's taxonomy places the organism in Eukaryota, Metazoa, Echinodermata, Crinoidea, Comatulida, Comatulidae. Bases 334 to 2223 code for a protein of 629 amino acids. The transcript is spliced from 3 exons.
AAUAACUUGAAUACACUAUUACAAUCAAGUAGACCUCUAAUGUCAUCACGAAUUAUUAGUACCACUUUUUGAUGAUUAAUCCAUAGGCUUGCCGGCUUAACCUGUGAAAAAAUCAACGGUAUAGCCAAGGGAUCUGGUUAUGAGAUUGGUGAUGAUCUCGUCAACGGAAAAAAAUCGAAUAAGUUCAGACACGCCUGGAACCGGAUCAAGAUAUCAAACACAUGGUUUCUAUGUGAUGCCACCUGGGCAUCUGGAUACCCAAAGAGAGUGAAUGGAAACUACCAACACAUAUUCCACUGGAAUGAGGGUUACUUCUUAGUUCCGCCAGAAACGAUGCGUUACUCUCACAAACCAUACGACAGUACCUUCACAAUGCUUGAACAGUCGAUAACUGACCUAAAUCAAUGGACAAACGAGGCACGUGUGUUUCCUUCAUGCUGUUUGUAUAAGAUGUCAAGUGUUACACCACCUCUCACUAAUGGGUGCAUUAAAACGGAUUCGAAUAGAGUGGAACUCCAAUUUCGCAGUACUUUUAACAUGAACUUAAGAUAUACCUUGAUAGAUGACGCAACAGAUGAAAACGUAGAGAAUUCAGUAGCAUCUUUUACAAACAAGAAGUUAACAACGCUGUUUGUACGUCUUCCGCUAGCUGGGUUGUAUAGUGUUGUGUUAUUUGGUGAGCCCGUUCACUUGUCUGAUUGUUCAAAGGAAAUGAGCCAGGAUAUGUUAUUGAGCUUUAAGGUACACACGACAUGCGACAAUGGUUCGCAGCCAUUUCCAGACUUCACUCAUCUCUUAGGAUCACUUCCCGCUUUUACAGAUGCUGGGUUUAGAUCCUCUGUCAACUUCCCUAUCAUUGAAACAGAAGAUGGGUAUGCUAGGUUUACAGUUAACAGACCAGGAGGAGAGCCAAUACGAUUCAAAUUUAGAUACGCAAAUGGAACUGAACUUGAUGAGUACAUAUUUGGAGAUACCUAUCCAGAAAAAGUCGUCUUUAAUAUUAGAUGUCCGAAGAAGGGGGAAUAUUCGUUGAUACUUUUUGCCAGAUUUAACGAUGAUCUUGUUGAUAAAACUAAAUUUAAGCCAGGUGCAACAUAUCUGAUACUGAACAAGAAUGAGCGAGGAACACCCAUACUACCAUACCCCUCUAAAGUACAAUGGGGACCAACUGACAACUUGUCAAAUUUCAACAUAUCGUUACAGCCCCAAAAAGGCGCUGAAAUAACAUGCAAUAAAGAAGAGGCCACUUUCGAACUAGGUCUAAGUUCUAAUGAACAGAUCAAUAUUUCUUACAAAUUUAAUACCAAGGAAGAUAAAGCAAUAACAAGUAGGUGGGUUUGUGCCGAAAACAACUGGCGUGAAAAAGAUGUGAUUUUGCGAUUUCGAUUUCGUGCACCCGUUUCUGGAUUUUACGAAUUUAAUAUAUUUGCGGGAAAAGUUGGUGCAAAAUCUAAUGAUUGUAUAGGAAGUUGGUUAAUUAACGUUGUUAAUCCGUAUGAGGGAGACUUGUUCAUUGGCAGUACAAAUGUACCAUGGGGACCUAACGUUACCAAAAUGAAGGCAAAUGAUUUACAAGUUCUAUCACCAACAUCUUCUACAAUUUACUCAAGUGAAGAAGAGUCCACGUUGAUUAUCGCAUCGAAGAUAAAAAGGCGUACAGGAAUUAUUUUCAAUCUGAAAAAUGAUUCAGGUAAUGAUAUGUACGAGUACGUUUUAGCAGAUUCUGUUAAACAAAAUGACGAAACGGUUUUAUACAAAAUUCGAUUUCAUCCACCAGAGUCGGGAUUUUACAGUUUUGAUCUAUUUUGUGUAAGUGGCGGUCAUCUAGGUAGUUGGAUGAUAGAUGUUCGGAAAUCGAAAAAACUGGAACUUCCAUCGAAUGAUAAAAGACCCUGGGGUCCUGUACAAAACUUCUAUGACUAUGGAUUCUUAGUAGUAGAGCCAGAGUCAGCCAUUCUUACCACUACUUUGUCAACUGAGUCAAAAUUAACUAUUGCUACAGAUCAAGGGAAAAUACUUGGAAAGUUACAUUUCCAGGAUCAAGAGGAUAAUUUAAAGGAUUGCUUUGAUAUUGAAUACUUCACAAACGAUGAGAAAUUGAAGAAAAUUGUUAUAACGUUCAAGUUACCCCAGAAAGGCUAUUAUAAAUUUAGUUUAUAUGUAUCAAGUUCAGGGCAGGGCAUGUUUGAUUACGGUGGAGGUUGGCUGUUACAUUGUGUAUGAGAAAAUCCCCGAUCACGCCCAUCGCCAAUGACAUACCAAGUAAAACAGUAGUGUGUGUGUGCGCGUGCAUGAGUGCCAACGAAAAUUGCUUGUAGGCCGCAAUUGUAUUUACUUAUUUUUUAUUGGCUCCAUUUUACCACCAUAAUGUUGUCUGUGUAUAUAUAUUCUAUACUGACCAACCGCUCAAAGUUAUCAGUAAAUUAACUAUUUUGAGUGUUUCAUUCACAGUAUAGGGACCUCCCUUAGUAGGACCACAUGUCUAUAAUAUCCAAUAUUAUUAUUAGUUUUUGAAAAACUCAUUAAAUUAUCUUCUUGUUUCGUUCAUUUUUCAUGUGAAGGAUGAAAUAAGUUCUGGUUGUAUCUGACAUGUAUACAUAAGAAAUUUAAUCUGAAAUUGAACUUCAUUCUUCAGAUUAUUGAUUUUAAAUUUGUAUUUGUCAGGACCAAUUGCCAAACAUAUUUAUGCUUUACUCAUAUUACGUACAUUUGGCAUAACUUACUUAUCAAUUAUAAAGGCAUUACAAUUUAUAAUUUAAAUUUAAUAUUUUUAUAUGCUUAAUUACUAAAGACUAGACUUUUUGAUGCUCAUAACUUUGAUGCAAUUUGAAAAUAUUCUUAUACAAGAUGUUUAAUAGUACUGUACUAUAUAUAUUAUAUCCAUGUUCCCUUGAUUUGAAGGUACUCUCCUUAAAAGUAAUUCACUUUAGUUUUAGGUUAUCCCAGACCGCUCUUGCCUAAUUUUACGAUGGCAAAAUAAAGUAUUAGAACAUAAUUUCCUGAAAUUAAACUUCCGUUUACAAACAAUAAAUACACAUUGAGCCUUGUCUCAUCAGAAUAAUGAUUAUUUUAUUUAAAAGUGAUUUUAUAUAUAUGUUUUAAAAUGACAAACAUUAUCCUGUACAGAAAAAACAAAUUGUAAAAUUAUCUGUUCAGAACGUUAGUAAUUCCCAUCUAAACAAAUGGUGUAUACUGUCCUACAUAUUUACUAAUUAUCAUUAUCAUGUUACUCCAAUUUUGAUACAUUGAUUAUACUACAUAACGGUGCUUUUAAAAAAGUGGAGGGGAUGGUCUCCUGGUGGACUGAACAAAUCAAAUAAUAAUAAUGAUGAUGAUGAUGAUGAUGAUAAUGAUAAUAAUAAUGAUGGUCGACUGAAGGUGGACACACAACAACACAUUUUUUAUUAAUGAUCUGUACCAUGGAGGUAUAAAAACAUGGUCGUACGAUGCCAUCUUAUUAAUAAUGCCAUCUUAUUAGGCGCAUGUAUCCAUCUCUCUGUAGAGCUGCUUGCGGCGCCGUUUUCUACCUGCAGAGUGUACAUGUAGCCUUUUUUCUGCAUUAUUAUUUUGAAUUAAUUAAUUUUAUUUAAAUUAUUUAUUUAUUUUUAUGUAUAUUUAUUUAUGACAGACCUGACAUGGAUGGGAAAGAUGGGCAAAAUAAGAUGGAAAUACUCUUCGGGGUCACCAUCCAUCACCACCCUGGCACAUUCCCGCAGUGCGUGCCCAGCUUCAUAGAGCACACAUUAUGGAAAACUCUAUUCGCUUAAAUGUAACUGUUAUAUCUGUGUAAUGUGUUUACUUGCCCAUAUGAAAGGAUGAAUAUAUAAGUAGGAACGUAUGUGUAUAACAUACUAGCCUGAUAAAGGCCAAUGGCCGAAAAUAUUGGUAGAUAUAGGCUUACGAUAAAAUGAGCCAAUUUGAAUACUGUGAGUUCCUGAGUUGUAUUUGCUGUAUCUACACUUUGCAACUGGUCUUAAAAAAGAGAACUAUAGAGGGUUAUAUACUCCAUCACCAAACACUGAUGCAUCAUUCCAGUCUUAUAUCCAAGUUAAGGUAAAGCUUUUAAAUUCAUUAUUGAGUUGUUU